This is a messenger RNA of Papilio xuthus (Asian swallowtail), 1362 nucleotides long. RefSeq lists its product as uncharacterized. The coding region runs from base 1 to 1362 and encodes 453 amino acids. The transcript has 3 exons. The record is from RefSeq and is a predicted model, not a curated record. NCBI's taxonomy places the organism in Eukaryota, Metazoa, Arthropoda, Insecta, Lepidoptera, Papilionidae.
AUGGCGCUGCUGUACCGCGCGACGCGGCUUAAGGACCGCGCCGACACACACGUCUUCACCUUCGUGGUGACGCGCUCGGCCACUCGCGAGCCAGACCGCGACGUCACCUCAAAGGACUUCUGCUGCUCCCACCAGCGGUGGGCAGUCGCCUUCAGCCGCACUGAUGCCUCUUUAGGCGUGUACCUGGUAUGGCGGGGUGCGUGCGAGGGUAUGCGCGUCUAUGUAGACUUCACGUUCACUUUACUGAGCCGCGACCACUUCACUGCGAACGAGGGCUUCUCCGGCAAGCAGGUGCGGUUCAGCGCGGGAAGCGCAGCGCAGGGGCGCGGCCGGUGCAUCACGCUCGCCGAGCUCACUGCCAAGUUCGCGGAUGCGCGCGGCGAGUUCCAACUCGAGCUCACUAUGUCGAAGGUCCGCACAUUGUACUCAUGCGAGCUGCGAGCGCCUCGUCUCGAUACGCCGCCCAUAGCAUUCGCCGGAUUCGACUGGUCAGUGUCGGCGAGCGGGGGGAACAAGGAGCCCCUUACGCUCCGGCUGGUGCGUCUAUCCGGGGAGGGACAGCGCUGCCGGGUUCGGUAUGCCCUCGCUCUUGGAGAGGGCGAACGGCGCCUGCAUUCCGGUCCACUCGAGUGCGUAUGCGACCCCGAGGGUCGAACUCCGCCCUGGAACCCUCGUCCUCCGUCUCGUAUUCUACAUAAGGGUGUCCGGUUGACUGUGGAGCUGGUAUGGGCUCGUGCGCUUGCAGAGCUGGCGGUAUCGGCGGCCGGGCGCGCGGCGACGUGCUACGACCGUGACAAGCAGGCGUGGGCACUGCGGUGCGACACUCAUUCCGAGACAGUGCGCCUACACAUGCUGUACCGCGACGUACACCACGUCCCGAGGAAUCACCUGCGCUACGUGAGUUGGUCGGCGUGGCUGGUGCGCGCGUCACCAGCUCCGGGCGAAGCCGACGCUGAUGAGCUGCCGGGCGCACCUUUCGAACACUACUAUGCACAAGAGAGUGCUGACGAGGGACUCAUGAUGGAGACCGCACUUCGGGUGGAGGAUAUUUCGCGAGCUGGGUGUGCCUUUCUGCACGCGGGCGGUGAGCUUCGCGUUCGCCUCGAGUGGGGCGACACCUAUCUACUCUUCCAAGCUACAUACCACGUCUACGAUGACCUUUGUCGCCUGCACGCUCAUCAAAUGAGGCGUGAAAUAACAGCGUUGCAGGCAGAAAACUAUUCGCUGGAGCGGCAGCUGUUCAGCUACCAAAAGAGCCUGGCGUAUGCGCAGGCACAGGCGGGGGAGCCGGCGGGCGCAGAGGCCGCGGGGCGGCGCUCGCCCGCUGAGCGCUCGCUGUCCACAGACACGGAGUAUGCGUGA